GAAGUGAUGCGGUGGAGGCAGAGCCGCUCGGCGCCGCGGAGCAUUCUAUGUGAAGUCCAGGGAGCCUAAAGGAAGCUGUGAAGCUAGUGGAAUGAUUCCCUGUGUAGCUGAAACUAUGUUAGCUGAGUGCUGCUAAUGGCAUGGUGAGAUGUGUUGAAGAGCGGCUGCAAGGGUGUCCAAGGGCAGGGGGACUGUGCUAGGAGCUGGGCUUGCAACAUCAUGGGCCAGUGUGUCACCAAGUGCAAGAAUCCUUCUUCUACCCUUGGCAGCAAAAAUGGGGAAAGAGAAUCUGGCAGCAAAUCCCACAGCAAGAGAAGUGCAGUCCACAAAGACGACCAUGGCUCAGCUUGCGGGAAGGCUUCAGGAGACAUUCUUGUGAAUGGGACAAAGAAAACAGACGCUGCUAUAGAGUCCAGUCAGCCACCAACGUUUUCUGGAGAUACAAAGAAAGACUCUGUUUGCAAUGCAGAGGAAUCUUCUCUUCAGAGGAUUGGGGAGUUAUUCAGGAGAUACAAGGACGAGCGGGAAGAUGCCAUACUGGAAGAAGGAAUGGAACGAUUUUGCAAUGACCUCUGUGUUGAUCCCACUGAAUUUAAAGUACUAGUUUUGGCUUGGAAAUUCCAGGCUGCUACCAUGUGCAAAUUUACAAGGAAGGAGUUUUUUGAAGGCUGCAAAGCAAUAAAUGCAGACAGCAUUGAUGGCAUUUGUGCAAGGUUCCCCAGCCUCCUAAACGAAGCCAAGCAGGAGGAUAAAUUCAAGGAUCUCUAUCGUUUCACCUUCCAGUUUGGCCUGGACUCUGAAGAAGGACAGAGAUCGCUACAUCGGGAAAUAGCCAUUGCCCUUUGGAAAUUAGUCUUCACCCAAAACAAGCCCCCUAUUUUGGACCAAUGGUUACACUUCCUAAUCAAGAACCCCUCAGGAAUCAAGGGAAUCUCCCGGGACACGUGGAACAUGUUUCUAAAUUUUACUCAGGUGAUUGGACCAGACCUUAGCAACUACAGCGAGGACGAGGCGUGGCCGAGUCUCUUCGAUACCUUUGUGGAGUGGGAAAUGGAGCGAAGGAAAAAGGAAGAGGAAACCAAAUGUAUUCUGUCUUCAGACACAGAGGGCCUGUGUGUGGAUGAACAGACUUAGCGGUGGCGAAGCAGCAGUGACAAAAGCAACUUGUUGCCCUUCACGAAAUGUAAACUCUGGAUGUUUCUGGAAAUUACCGAGGCUCCAGAUUUUUCUACUUUACACCUUUUUCUGCCUUGUCUUUGAAAGGGCUCUAGAAUGCUGUAUCAUGUUUUAGGCACUUUCUUAAUUUUGGUUAUUCCUUUUACUCUCGCCCUGAAAUAUUUGACCCUGGCUACAAGUUAAGCUUUUUUUUUUUUUUUUUUUUUUUAAGACUUCAGAUUAGUAUAAAUAAGUCUGAUACUUCUUGCACAAUGUAGUUCUUUUUAGUUAGGUUAAAUUAACAUUGCUAAAUUAUACAGUGCCAGAUUAAGUUUUUCAUACUACAUCUGUCAGGGCAGGUCUGUACUGUGUGUAGUGCUGUUUACAUUGUUGAAAUUUUAGGCUGUAAUAAUUCUAAGGUUUUAUACCAAGAUGAACAGCAGUGUUAACUAUGAAUGCAUUAAUCCUGGGUAAUAAGGCUCUAAAAACCAACGUAAGCAACAGCUUUUUGUAAUAUGGCUAAUUCCCAUUUUGAGCUGACUCCUAGUGAAUGAGUCCAGAUCAUUCCUUUUUUUGGAUUUUCAAACUAAAUGUUGGGAUCGUUUUAUAAAAUUACUGUACCUGUCAGUCAACUGAGUGGUAGAUGACAAUUUGUAUCUAAAUCUCUUUACACAUUUGCAUAAUAAAAGAGCAGUACUACCUCAGUUUUAUUGAAAGUGGGCUUGUUGAUGGACUUCCAUUUUCUCUGGAAGUUGUAUUUUUGUGGUACCUGAGAAUAUUUUUACUUGACUAAAAGAACCAAAGGUUCUGCUUCUUAAGUUUGCUAAACAUUGACAGAAGCAACACAUAAAUCCUAAGUCUUCAAGGAAAACUGUGGUAUAAUUCUGCUUUAAUUUGUUUGAUUUAUACCUAAAGUAUUACCUUACUUGUCUGGCAAGCACAGUACUUCUAUGUAGGGAGCUAUCUUUUGCAUUAAUAUUGACAAACCAAUUUUUUAACCCAUAUGUUUAAUUGCUAAAUUGCAGUUAAUACUCCACACUUUCUGGAGCAACAAUAUCGGCAUCUGAUGACAAAGUGAAUUCUUAAUGUGUUCUUAAUGACAGCAGUGUAGAUGAGUCAUUUUUAGACUGAUUUGAUAAUACUUGGAUAGGAAACAAUUUAUUAUUUUACAAUGCCUGUAUUGGGACUAUUUGCCUGUUGAAAUUGUUGUGACUUAAAGGGAGUUUUAUUAACACUGGUUGAAACUUUUUGGGUUAUUGAUGCUACCUUUUUUAAUUUUAGUAUGUCAACUUUUUUACACUUUUUGGUAAAAGGAUUGAUUGCCAAGGCAUAGCCAAGUGCUGGCUUAUUGAAUUUGAUAUACUUCUGUUACACACCUUUUUUUUUUUUUCAGAGCUGUAUUUCAGGAUCAUAAACCAACUUCAGCUGAAAAAAAAACAAAACAAAAAAAGCCUGGACAGUCAUCCAUAGCAUCUAACAGUUUUUGUGAUGUCAGGGUUUUAAAGCUAAAGGGAAACAGGUUUUAAGUGGUGAGCUUGUCACCAGGUCCAGGGUGUCAUGCUUUGCACAUCUGCUGUGCCCUCACAGGGGUUAGCAGAGAGAGGAGUAGGAUUUGCCCAAAUUCUGGGACUGGCUUUGCUGCUGUGCAGCCCUGCAAUAGCUUGGCUUGGAGGUCAUAAAUCACUAACAAAAUGUGGGUAAUGCAAACUGUUUAUAAACAAACCCAGAAGCCACAGAUAGCAUCUCUUUCAUCUAAUAAAAGGAGAGUCUGGUCCAUGCUGAUCUUGCUGGGAGACAGGCUGUGGAAAACAAACGUGGUUGUUUUAGAUGCAGCUGAAUUUGACCCUUUGCAGGAGUGCCCUGAAGUUGAUGUUUUAUCGGUAAAUACAUCCAAAGCUUUGUUCUUGCUUCUCUAACUUUGUGUGGCAUGUAGGUGUUUGGCAGCAAAAUCUUAUUCUGAUUUGAUGAGCAAAGCAGGCCAAAGCACUCAUGCUGGAGUAGUUGAAUUUAUGGUGAGACUUUUGCUGGUGCUGUUAUUUUUAAAAGACUAAAAUAAAUUCUCCAACAGAGGCUGCUUUGUUAGGAAAAGUUCCAAAUGGAGGUUAAUUUGACAGUAAAUGAAGACUGUAUUUGUAAGUUUGAGGCUUUUCAUUAAUUCAGCUAUUAAAUGCUUUGUUCAUCACUUCUUUUUUUUUUCCCCUAAAGGAAAUCUAAAAUGUCUGGAGUGUAAAUGUACUAUUCAAAUACGUAGCCAGUGCAUGCAUGCACACCAGCUCAUGGCAGCUUCUGAUUUACACCCUAGCAUGCAGCAGCUCCAAAGGUUGAGGGAUAGAGCUCUUUAAGGAAGGUGUUAAUCUUGUGGUUGGAAUGUGGACAGCAGUGAGGAAAUCAAUCUGUAGUGCAUCAGAUUGCUAUUUUAAUGUAUCAGAUGUAAUACAGCUUCUUUUAAAGGUGGAGGUGAACACACAGGAGGUGGUUUCCUGUUGGGGAAAGGACACAGCAUUACCAGUGGCUGAGGUCCCACAUGUUCAGUGUAGGGGACAGCCCUGCUGUUGUUCUGCUGCUUCCAGCAAGGCAGGAGCAGCUCCACCCACUGGGCAGGGUACUUGCCAAAAUAGCCAAAUGAUCUAUCUGGCGAAGUAUCACUUAUCUUUAGCCUAAUUUCAGUCCUUUAAUUGCCAUUUACAGAAUGCAAGCAGAACAGACCUGUGUCAGUUCUAAACUCCUGAAGCAGGAGCUGAAGGUGCAGCUCUUUGACAGUGCUGGCAGUGAGUGGGGCUGUCAGACCUUCUCUUGGAUUGCCUGGUGAUUUUGUGAUCCCAAACGAGACUGCCUGGACUCUGUAAUGCUCGGGUGAGGGAGCAGGGUCUGUGUGUGUCUCUGAGAAGUCUUUAGUAAUAUUGGAACCUCUGAAAAUAUGCUUGUUUAAUGGUUAAACUGUGAAUAUCUGUGGAACAGGCCAAAUACAUUCACUCUUCAUUUUUAUAUAAUUUAAUUCUUCAUUGUGUAGGGCACAGGACUGUAAGUGAGCAAUGAUGCUGAUGAAAUCCUUGAAACCAUUGCAACUGUUAAUUUUAUUUUUUUUUAAAAUUAGAUUACGUGUUAGGAAACCUUAUGCAUGUAAUGAAUCUGCUGCAAUUUGGGAUAAAUAACUACAGAUAACUAUAUAGAUAGUUGGAGUAAUAUAAUGGGAAACUGGUCUGACACCCACAUCUGUGGCAUUUUACUGCCUUCUCUUAUAUGCAAAGAAAUAAAAUCCCUGUAAACUUUAGCCCCUAGUAAUAAAACACUGACCACUUAUACUGUAUUAUAGUUUGCAACACCUUUAAAAUUUGACUUCCAGAUCAACUGGAGGCUUAAUCGUGCUAAUUUUUACUUGCAUGGGUGCAUUUCUGAGGUCAAAGGCUAUCUAUUGAUUGAAGUAAGGAUUUGAAAGAUCCUGCCUGUAGCUGGCCAUGAAACAUGACUGGAGGCAAUGAGUUGGAAUUGAACACCAAAUUGUGAGUUUAUUUGCUGCUGGUGCUAUUCUACAUGGAAAAUUACAGCUUUUUAGUAGUGUGCAAUCCUAGUGAAAGAAGCACAGGAACAGGACCAUGGGUCUGGCAGGUGGCACAGAAGGAGCUGCAGCAGCUGGGACAGUGAGAGCUGCUCCCCCGGGCUGGCCUGGCAGAUCUCCUAGGUCAGCUUUGAACCAGGACAGUUUUCAGCCAAGUGCAGUUCAGAGUUCAGGCUGAAAUGAACUCAGGCUGCUCUGAGGACAGUGGUUCAGGUUGGUGGCAGAAGGUGCAGCCCCCUUCUGUGGACAGUGCUGGGGGACAGUAGCAGCUUUACUGGGUGACUUUUAUUUCACACUCAGUGUGUCUAUCAGAGCCUGAAGAAACCAUGGGUCCAGGACUAGCCUGUCACCCAUGGUUCUCAGGCCUAUGCACUUACCAGUGACCUUAGACUUUUUGUGAUACUGUCAACAUAAGUCUUGUUUCCAAAAAAAGCCCGACAAAGUUAAGGAAACACCAUGUAGUUAAUAGCCACCUCAGUUAUGGUAUUGUUUGGUGGCUGAGGUUACAUCAUUCCCAUUCUUUGUUAAAUAAUAGUCAUUGUGAGUUUCUGGGUCUUGCAGCCUUGUGUUCUGCAGUGUGAUCCUGUAUUAGAAGGUCCUCAGUAAAUUGCACAUCCAGUUCUUCCCUUGAGCCCACUCUGCUCAAAGUGUGUGCGUGUGAAUUUAGCCUUUCAUAUUAAAAAGGAAGAUGCUUAACCUGAAACUCAAAAUUCUUCAGGGUAGUGCUUCAAUAUGCAGAAAAACAUAUUUUUAAAAAUAAGUAUUAAAGCAAAGUGUCUGCUUAAAUUUUGUUGUGUGCAAACAAACCCACCAGUGUUAACAUUUUCUCUCUGGACUCUUGAAGAUCGAACCUUUGGUUUUAUAGUGUGAACUGAAGUGAAAUUCAUGAGAUUGUAAGACAGAAAGAAUCUGUAUCUCCUUCACCAUGAAGUAUGUAGGUAUCUCUACCUCUUGUUCUUAGACUUGAAUAGUUUAAGGCUACCAUCCUUUUGUGCCAGGAUUUUAUGCCUGGAUGAGUAAUCUAUUUUUUUUUAAUUGACCCUAGUUAAGUAUUAUCUAUUUGCCAUAGUUUUUGGUAUCCUGUGUUUAACCUGUAUGCAAAGGACCCUUUGGAAGGGGGCCGGGUCAAGCUGCAAACCAGAGUUGGUCCUCCUGGGUGCUACUUUUGGAGUGCAAUAGAGCGAGUGAGCAGAGCUACGUGGCCUGUGGCUCAGGGGCUUCUGUCACCACACAUCCUCUUCCCUGGUCAGGCUGCCUGUACUGACAGUGAAUUGAAGAUGGAGCAGCUGCUCCCCAAGAGGAAGCCAUCAGCCUUUUCAUUUGCCCUUGAAAAGCUUUAGGAACCCACCUGGUGCAGUGCCGUGAGUGUAUUUUUAUUUAAUCGAAAAUACUGUGUUUUGUUCCAUGUUGGACUGGUCUUGUAACCACCCAGCAAAGAUGGGAGCUGCCAAAGUGCAAAGGCAUCCUUUUUUUAAUCCCUGAGGUCAGAAUCCUGCUCAAUAAACCCCUUGAACUUGAGUAAAGCUGGAGUGUUGGCAAGAGAACUGGAGAUGCCAGAGUGGCUUUGGUGCUUAGCUGUGUUCAUUAAUGCAUUGGGGGGUGUUGUUCUCCAUGCAGCACAUGUGUCCUUCCUUUCCCCCCACAAAGCAAACUGCAACACAGUUGCUGUCACUGCAAAUCCCCCAUAGUUUGAUGCUGUAGCAACUGCUGCUGCAAGAUCCUUCCAGUGUGAGAGCUGGUUUUGACUGUGAUCUCUUGCACUAUCAGGCUGGGCACGUAUUUCAUGAGAGCAGGGGGACUUGAGACAAUAGGUAAAAGUGGCAUGUAUGUUCUUGUUCUAACAGCUUGCCUUAAAUCACUGACAUUGCAGCGGUUCCUUGCUACUAUUGCAAUCCUCAGUCUUUGAAAAUCCUACUGGUUCUGUAGGUAAUACUGGUUUUUGUUUAAUUUUUAAUAAGUUUCUAUCUUUGCUUAAUUGCACUCUUCAGUUAAGCCCUUUUUGGAUAACUUGUCAUUUCACACACAGGAAAAAAAGUCCAUCUCCAGUGUUUGUGCUGUAAAGUGUUUCUUUUUUCCCCUGUAAAUUAUAUCUGGACUAAAGGUUGCCUACUGUUGAAGCAGUGUGUUUACUUGAAUGUUGCCAUUUUAUGCAGUUACAGCUGCUGACUCUGGCUCUUCUCUGGGCCUGUGAGAGUGGAGAUUGUGUGGCCAGAGGUGGCAAAGCUGCCCAGAGGAUCGGUGAGCUGAAGGCUGGCUGCUGCUCCCAUGUAUGUUACACGUUAGAGGAUUUCACAGAGUAGUGCUCUGUAUUUGGAAGUUGUGACUGUUUAAGUCAUGCCAAACAGUUAUUUGAAAAUACAUUUGCUUUCUUAUCUGUAAGUUUGAAAUAGUCUUUUAAAAAGAGAUGGGCUGGCUGGAGGGUUGGAGUGCCUCAUGCUGUAAGUUGUUGAGUAACUCAAGUUCCAGGAACCAUAGAUUGGGACUGGUAGGAUUCUGUCCUGAGCCAGCACUGUUGGGGUUUGCACUGGCUGGUCUUGAGGGCAUGAAGCAACCACAAGGCCUUGAUGGGCUGUGGAGAAAGGUCAGCCUGGGAGCACUGGCUGGUGCAGCCUCAUUUCUUUCUUGUGGAUUUUGAGUUCAGCCUCAAGUCCCUCUCUGUGGAAGGAAUGCAUUUUGGUAGUAUUUGCUCCUAGAGAAGUAACUCAGUGUAACUAAGGAGGUAACGGGAGCACGGCUUUGUGUGGCUGUCACUGUGCCUCCUAUGAGCACAGCUCCCUGAUCCCUGAGGGGCCUCUCAGCUCCUCAGUAAACCAGCAAGGGUGGGCAGGGUCACAUCUGCUGUUCUUUGUGCCCGGGGGUGUUUUGCCUUUUCAGACUUACCCAGGAGAUAACCCUGUAUGAGCCAGUUUUCUCACUCUGGGAAAUGAUGAAUGUGUUGCAUGUCGUGGAGCAGCUCUGUGGUUCCUCUUUGGGACAGCAGUAUCAGAAGUGCUGUGUAAAUGUAAUGCUUGAAAACAGCUGGAAUAAAUUCUGUUUCAUGUAGGAUCUUUAUUUCAAGGGGAUGCAACCGAAUUUGAAACCUGAUCUAGAGGAAAAUUGGUAGAAUUUCAGGACAAUAUCUACUGAAUCCCAAUCUACUGAAUUGGUUUGUAGUUUUACAAAUCAUGUGAAAUUUCUUUUACAUCAAAUUUUCUCACCAUUGGUGUCUGGAACAGAAUGGAAACAGCAUCUUUUGGAAUGUGCAAUCUAAGGCACAAUGCAAGUAAGGUGUGAUAAGAAGGUUGUCUUUUCUUGAUAGCAAUCCUGAGUGCAAUGUUUUUGUUGUGUCCCUUUUGAAAGAAGAGCAUUAAAUACAGUCUGAGAUUUCUUUUCCUACAGGCAAAGCAUUGGUUUGUCCAUUACUGACUUCUUGUGAAAUUUGUGCCAGAUGUAUAUUAAAUAUUUUGGUGCUUUUUCUAAUCCAAGCUGCCAUUCAUUUACCUGUGAGAUUAUUGUACUUCUGUAUAUUUAAAUGACCAACCCCUUAAAGAAAAAACAAAACAAAAAAAAUUCCUCUAGUCACAAUGUAUCCUGACUACUGUAGCUUGUAAAUGUUCCAAAGCUUCUGGGUUUCCUGUAUUCCAGUAAGGUCUGAGGGGAGGGGAACAGCUACAGAAAUCUCACCCACUGGAAAGGGAACUCGCACGCUGUUCUGUGCAUUACUGAACAAAUGAGUAACAUUUGUGGUGUUUACAUAACGACACGUUGGUGUUCACUUUUUUGUGCUCAAGCUUUGUACGAAAUGUCUUAUUUA
Messenger RNA from Cinclus cinclus, 8504 nucleotides. RefSeq names its product defective in cullin neddylation 1 domain containing 3 (gene DCUN1D3). The transcript has 4 exons. Bases 220 to 1134 code for a protein of 304 amino acids. Gene Ontology annotation, molecular function: ubiquitin-like protein binding; cullin family protein binding; ubiquitin conjugating enzyme binding. The record is from RefSeq and is a predicted model, not a curated record. Gene Ontology annotation, biological process: protein neddylation; positive regulation of ubiquitin-protein transferase activity. NCBI's taxonomy places the organism in Eukaryota, Metazoa, Chordata, Aves, Passeriformes, Cinclidae. Gene Ontology annotation, cellular component: ubiquitin ligase complex.